Messenger RNA from Ambispora leptoticha, 788 nucleotides. NCBI's taxonomy places the organism in Eukaryota, Fungi, Glomeromycota, Glomeromycetes, Archaeosporales, Ambisporaceae. The record is from the annotation of a GenBank genome assembly.
CAGUAAGUAAUGUCAAGUUUACUUUUACUGAAACGUUAGUAGCUGCUUUGUCGAUGGACGAUGAAAGUAAUAAUGUGAAAAUUCAGAGUGGCACUACCUCCACAACUUCUAUGAAAAGAUAUCGACGAAAAGGAAGUGGAAGUAUAUCUUCAAAUGUACCAAAUCGCCGAGAUAGUAAAGAUAAAAUUCAUGGAUCGAUAAAUUUAGAUUUUAUUGCUGAUAAUAAUAUAGGAGAAGGUAGUAGCACUGUUGCAUCAAAUAUGGUAACAUCAGAUUCCACAGUGAAAAAGGAUACUCACGCGUAUAAUCUUAAAAAAGAAAAUAAUAAUGGGGGAAAGGAAAGUACAUCAAACCAAAGCAAGAAGACUUCCAAUACCAAUCAUAAUGAUAAUACUCGAGUUGGCGUUGAAGCAUUACCUCCACUAUUACCAACAUCAUUAACACCAAUAGAAGUCUCUUUACCUCUACUUACUGAACGUACUACUACUAUUCCUUCUUCCCGAACGAAUAAAAUAUGUGCACAUUGUGGAGAUAAUGCUCGUGAUGGUGGUGGUGCAGACACUCGAUUAUUAUGUAUUAACUGCAAUGGGAUGGUCAACGUUUUAUUAAGUGAUGGAUCUUUAAAUAAUGAAGAUGUCUAUUGGCAGCAUGUAGUUACACGAAGAAGAAAGUAUUCGCGUCUUCUUUGGGGUGAAACAAGCGAGAAUUGUGUCAAACUUAAUGUUCUUGAUGGAAUGAUACCGACAACCAAACGUCAAAGAUGGAUAAAGCGGUUUGAAAGUGAUUAG